This is a messenger RNA of Drechmeria coniospora, 495 nucleotides long. RefSeq lists its product as uncharacterized. Bases 1 to 495 code for a protein of 164 amino acids. NCBI's taxonomy places the organism in Eukaryota, Fungi, Ascomycota, Sordariomycetes, Hypocreales, Ophiocordycipitaceae. The transcript has a single exon. The record is from RefSeq and is a predicted model, not a curated record.
AUGUCCAGCGCAUUAUUUCCAGCGCAAUAUUUCCAGCGCAUUAUUUCCAGCGUAAUAUUUCCAGCACAUCAUUUCCAGCGUAUUAUUUCCAGUGCAACAUUUCCAGCGCACCAUUUCCAGCGCACCAUUCCAUUCACAGUGCGUUAUUUACAGCGUCUUUUCCAUCUCGACGCUCGCAGCGUAACCUUCGCCACGCAUCAUUUGCAGCCCGUCCUUCAACCUCCAACCCCCCCCUCCUCCGCGUGCUCUGCCAUCGUCAUCUCGUCAAAGACGCGUCACGGCGAGUUCCAGGGGGACACUACUGUCUCGGCUUGCUUGUUCGUGUGCCCAGGUGCCGCCGUUCCUGGUGACGUGGUCUCUCGAGGCCGCCGCCACCAUGACGGAGAGAGCAGUGCCAAGGAACGGCCCAACUUCGAUCUGCAAAGCAUGGAUACCGUGGACGAGGUCGAAGACGAGGUCAAAGACGAGAGAGGGCUGGCUUUCACGGCCAGGUGA